CACACAGGCAGGUUGUCAUUGUCAGGGUCGGGACGAAGAUUACCGACUGAAGUGCGAAAAUGACUUCUCCGUUAUUAGCUUGGAAAAGGACAUUUGCCAUUCUGCAAAGGUGUUCACCACAAUGCAGCAUAGGGGGUAAUUCUUGUUCUGCUCGAUGCUUUUCAGAGACACAGAGUGUUCCAACCAUCAGACAAGUUAGGAAACAGUUGCAGGUAUUGGUUGGAACACAGAAAGUAUGGAGCAACCAGCAGCAGGAUCGAUCAGCUCUCUUCAAACAGCUCGCCAAUAAGCAGGAUGACCUUACAGUGAAAUGCAUGAAAGACAGCUACCAGGAGGCGGUCAUCCCACUAGCCGACGACCCACGCAUCCAAGAGAAAUACCUCAAUUUCUACAACACGGUGCGGAUCGGCAAGAUACUAGAAGACUUGGAUACAUUCGCUGUUUCCACGUCUUAUCUGCACAACAGAGAGUCACAGGGUCAAUCCUCACCUCUGGUUAUUGUUACAGCCCUGGUCGAUAGAAUAAAUUUUCAUGAGUUGGACAUAAAGUAUGACAAGGAUAUCAAGAUGUGCGGCAAUGUGACGUGGGCGGGGAAGAGCUCGAUGGAAGUCACCAUGAAUCUGCACCAGAAACAAGAUGAUAUUAACUGGAAGAAAUUGCUUGGUGCGAGAUUUCUGAUGGUCGCCAGAGACCCAAACAAUAGAGGCGCUACAUUCGUACAUCCGCUAAGAGCGGAAACACCAGAGGAAGCAACCAUUCUAGAAAGAGGGGAGAAGAAUAAACAGCUGCGUCUCCAUCGCUCGGAGCAGUCGUUAUUCAAGAGCGCCCCAACAGCUGAAGAGAGAGAAAUCAUCCAUAGGCUUUUUGUGGAUACGCUCGAUACAAAGUCAGCCUCCUUCAGCACAAGAACGAAGCCUACAAACUCAGUCUGGAUGGAAGACUCGAAGCUUAAGAAUCUCCUCAUCUGCUUCCCAGAGCAACGGAACUUGUACAACAAAAUCUUUGGUGGUUUUCUAAUGAGACAAGCAUUGGAACUGGCUUACGCAAAUGCUGCUGUGUACUGUCAAACGAGACCCAUUUUCAAGUCGGUAGACAACAUUCAGUUCCGAAAACCAGUCGAGGUUGGAGACUUGCUCUACCUAUCAUCACAGGUUGCCUUCACAGAUGGCCAUUACAUGCAACUCAGGGUCCAUGCUGAGGUCGUUGACCCAACGACUGGCGCACGAGACACCACCAAUGUAUUCCACUUCACUGUCAAGUCAUCGAGUCAGGGUCCCAUACCCAUGGUACGACCUAAAACCUAUGGAGAAUCAAUGUUAUUUCUGAACGGUCGAAGACACUUUCUGGAGUUUUUGGAGGAGAAUCCUGAAGAAGCAACAACAUAGAACACCAUUGUGGAGGAUACGGCUUGGGGAGGAGGCACACACACAAGAUGCCGCACCUUUUAUUCGUUUAAAGACACUAGACACUAUUGGUAAUUGUCAAAUGCUAGUCUUCUCACUUGGUGUAUCUAAACAUAUGA
Asterias rubens (European starfish) is the source of this 1522-nucleotide messenger RNA. RefSeq names its product acyl-coenzyme A thioesterase 9, mitochondrial-like. Gene Ontology annotation, biological process: acyl-CoA metabolic process. The coding region runs from base 60 to 1385 and encodes 441 amino acids. NCBI's taxonomy places the organism in Eukaryota, Metazoa, Echinodermata, Asteroidea, Forcipulatida, Asteriidae. The transcript has 13 exons. The record is from RefSeq and is a predicted model, not a curated record. Gene Ontology annotation, cellular component: mitochondrion. Gene Ontology annotation, molecular function: fatty acyl-CoA hydrolase activity.